Molecule: messenger RNA, 1224 nt
Organism: Sphenostylis stenocarpa
Lineage: Eukaryota; Viridiplantae; Streptophyta; Magnoliopsida; Fabales; Fabaceae
Source: the annotation of a GenBank genome assembly
AUGGAAAUGGAAGAAUCCGUGAAGGAACAGCCCCUCUCCGCUGGGAAUUCAGGGAGACCUAAACUUCAGAGGUACCCGCUACGAUCGUCCUCUAAAUCCAAGGAAAGCACACCAGACAAUGUUUCUGAUUCUAAAAGAGGGUUAAGUACUCCACGUGUAAGCAGAAGUGUAGGUGGUCUUGAUUUCUCCGGAAAGGACAAGUCUACAAGUUCUAAACCACCAAGGAGACUCUCCAUUCCUGUCAGAGCCUCUCCUUCUCCAAAUCCAAAGUUGAUUGGCAACAUUACCCAAAUCUCAAAGAGCAGAAAAGUUAAGUAUGGCAAUGGCCAAGGGCCUCAAACCAGAAGUUUAACACCCGGAUCUGACAUUUCUAAAACAUCCGGCCGGAUGAAGUUCAAUCUCCUAUCUUCCUCUUCGUAUUGGCUGAAUCAGAUCAAGCUCUCUGAAUCUGCUGUUAAGCACUCAGUUUCUCUUGGAUUCUUCAAACUUGCAUGGGAAGCAAGGUGUGAGCCGUUCGCGAAGAUGCAAGAUGAGCUAAAAUGUUAUGUGCAAAGACAUCAGCUUGCUGAACUUGGAGAAGUGAAAGAACUGCUUCAAAGCUAUUGCAAUACUGAAAAUAUAGAGCAGCCCCAAAUUUCAGAAAGCAUUUCGCAGGUGCUAGAGGAGGGAACUCGAUCCUCUGAUGAUGAAGUACACUGCUCUUCUUCAACGAUCAUGGAUACUGAAAAACUGAAACCCGAAUCCUUGGAAACUGAAUCCACUCAACUUACUCCUGUUAAAACAGAGACAACCAAGAAGGAAACUGAAGCCACUCAGCUUACUCCUGUUAAUACAGAGACAACCAUGAAGGAAGCUGAAUCAACUCAACCUAACCCUGUUAAAACAGAGACAACCAAGAAGGAAACUGAAGCCACUCAACUUACUCCUAUUAAAAUAGAGACAACAAUGAAGGAAACUGAAUCCACUCAAGUAAGCCAAAUGAAUAAUAACCCCGGAUCCAGAUUGAGAGAAAAUCUCAAAAAGAACUCUGCAAAUUCAAGACCUACUUCUGACAGUGGGAGCUCUAGGUUGGUUAAAAAAUCAGAGAAGAAGAAGCCAACUAAGCAACAAACUAAGAAGGGAAAGAUUGAGGUCAAGAAACAACAAAAGAAAUCUGAUUUCCAAUCAGCCCUACAGGACGUUCAGUCAACUGAUGAGAUCAGUUUGUUCACAGAAGUCGCGUGA